UUGUCGGGUAAAGAUCGAUCGAUGCUUUUGAUCUGAUGUAUUCGGAUCGCGACUGAAGUGAUUUCUUAUAUUCGGUGAAGGUUUAAUUAAGUGAACGUUGUGGAAAACAUGACAUUAUGGCAGCCUUAACCUCUAAUGUUGCUAUGAUUCCUCAUCUACUUGCGUUCAGACCUCGUUUAGUAACUCCAACUGAGUCCAUGGACUCCAGCAGUGAUCACUUCGAACGCAAUUCACCCCAUAUUGAUCAAAACAGUUGCUCUAGUGAUGAUACGGUUUUGUCAGUGGGCAAUGAAAAUGAAAACCAGCCUAACACUGCUCCGCAAGUAGCACCAGCUGAGGAGCCUGAAUCCACAUUGAGUUUCAAAAACAUUGAAAAUCACUUGAACGCCUUAUCUCAAAUCACAAAUAGCACUCUGCGAAAUGAACACACUGACACUGUUCGAGUGUCUUCUAGUCCAGUAUCCUCUUCAGCGCAUCAUCGACUGAGUCCAUCAAACAGCAGCACAAAGUCGUUUGGAGGAGACUGUCCGUCGCCUCAAAACAACUAUCUGUUUAAAAGUGAAAUCGGGGGCUUUAAAAGUGAACAUUUAGGCUGUUUCGGGUUUCGGAGUGAACAGUUCAAUUUUAGGACAGGAGAGACCAGUUCGAGUUUGUGCUCGCCCAGAUCAGUGAGGAGCGAUGGCGGUGACAGUCCUGGAAGUCCUGGAUCGAGAUGUCAAGCAGCAAGCCCAUUCUAUCACAGCCAUUCGUCGCAAACGAACCCCUCAGUCAAUCCACCAAGCCCUCAAAACAGCGACCCAAAUAUCUCAAACGAGUCUGCAGCUUCCAUCAAUCAGGAAAGCCUGAAAUUCUCCAUAGAUAAUAUUCUAAAAGCUGAUUUCGGCAGGAGUAAAAUUCUAGACCCGAUUACCAUACGGAAAAGCAAACCUCCUUGUCGGAGAACGUCGGCGGAAAAGUUAAGUGGCUUAGCGGCUCUUCAUGUUGGAGAAAAGUUGUCGAGUUUUCCGGGCGAGUACAGACUGCAAGAAAAAGGGCGAACCCUGUCAACGUCCCCCGGUAUUUUAAAAAGCGACGGAUGCGGAACCGAUGGAGAAAAAGGUCCAGUCGAUCUCAGUCCAAAAGGAGAUGGAGUCUGUGACAGUAAGGGAGAGCGAGGAAAAGAUGGGCAGCCGAUUCUGUGGCCAGCAUGGGUUUACUGCACCAGGUACUCGGAUCGACCAAGUUCAGGAAGAAGUCCGAGAACUCGACGAAUCAAGAAACCUGGCACGAAAGCAGCAGUUCCGGAAGAGAAGCGACCUCGUACCGCUUUUUCUGGGGCGCAACUGGCGCGACUUAAGAACGAGUUUGCUGAGAACCGAUACCUGACGGAACGUAGACGACAGCAACUGAGCGCUGAAUUGGGCCUCAAUGAGGCUCAGAUUAAAAUCUGGUUCCAGAACAAACGAGCCAAAAUUAAGAAAGCUUCGGGCCAGAAAAAUCCGUUGGCUUUGCAAUUAAUGGCACAAGGACUGUACAAUCACAGUACCAUACCGUUGACGAAAGAAGAAGAGGAGUUGGAGAAAUUGCAGUCACAAGGGAAAAUUUCGUAGGGAGAGGUUUGAUCUAACUUUCGAGUUGUUUUGUGAUAUACAUAGACCUAAAUAUAGUAAGGACUUAAGCAACAUUGAUAGUUACUUUUACAUUAAUUAUUUGAUAAGGCUUCAAAAAGAGCUCGUAGUAUUCAAAACAAAAACUCAAAAAAUUAAAAGUUUUAAUGUGUUUGGGUACAAGUUCCAGCAAUUCAAAAAUAGACCACGAUAGGUUAGAUUUCCAUAGCGAUUAUCGAAUAAAAUUUCUAAUUAUGUAGCGCAUUUUCAGGACGAUAUAAAAUAUAUUUGCAUCGUAUUGCACCAUAAAAAAUAAAACUACAGACACUGUUCAGUUUGAUGUUCAGGAAAUGUUGAUGUAUCUCUAAACACAGUAAUCAGGUUUUACUCAUCAUAAAGAUUUUACUUUAAAUGAAUCGUAUUGAAGUUGCGCUAGAAUCGAUUCGAAGCAAACUGGCGAUUUCAAGUUCAGACAAAUAUAUUAUACUCUAAAUGCAAUAACGAAAUCGUCAUCACUUAUUAUUUGCUUGGCAAAGUUCCGGUCAGUUUUAAAUUAAAAAGUGAGAUUAAAAAGUAAGUAGGUCUGCGCCACACACAAAGCAAUUGUGUUUAAAUGAAGUUGGAUAUUCGCAUAAAUUUGUUUUUUGUGCAAGAUCGAUGCCCUGUCGAUUCUCUGAGAAUCGAAGAAUUAAGUAGUAAUGUUAAGGAAUAACAAAAAGUGGUUCUUUGUGUUUGGUACUCUACUAGUCUAAAAAUAUCCGACUCAAAUUUCUUAACGUGAUUUGUAGAAAAUGUUGUCAAAUGGAAUACUUUGCCUUCCGAGCAAAUUUUAGAGAACAAGAGCAAAAAUACAAAUACAAUUAAUUUUUGAUUAUAAAACAUUUCAUACUAACUGAACUAACUGGUAUAAAUGUGUGAAUUAGGCGUGGGUAACACUGUAUUGAGUUGCGCUAUUGAGUUGUUGGCGCUCUCUGAGCUAACGAGUUGUAACUCAUCGGUUAAUGAGUUAUUAAAGCUUUACGAGACCCGAGACGGGAAUGUUCACAUUUAAAAAAACGGUC
This is a messenger RNA of Dendroctonus ponderosae (mountain pine beetle), 2647 nucleotides long. RefSeq names its product homeobox protein invected (gene En). The coding region runs from base 117 to 1589 and encodes 490 amino acids. Lineage: Eukaryota; Metazoa; Arthropoda; Insecta; Coleoptera; Curculionidae. The transcript is spliced from 4 exons. Gene Ontology annotation, cellular component: nucleus. Gene Ontology annotation, molecular function: DNA-binding transcription factor activity, RNA polymerase II-specific; RNA polymerase II cis-regulatory region sequence-specific DNA binding. Gene Ontology annotation, biological process: neuron differentiation; multicellular organism development; regulation of transcription by RNA polymerase II. The record is from RefSeq and is a predicted model, not a curated record.